This is a messenger RNA of Empidonax traillii (willow flycatcher), 2784 nucleotides long. RefSeq names its product chromosome segregation 1 like (gene CSE1L). Gene Ontology annotation, biological process: protein export from nucleus; protein import into nucleus. Gene Ontology annotation, molecular function: small GTPase binding; nuclear export signal receptor activity. Lineage: Eukaryota; Metazoa; Chordata; Aves; Passeriformes; Tyrannidae. Bases 129 to 2342 code for a protein of 737 amino acids. Gene Ontology annotation, cellular component: nuclear envelope; cytosol. The record is from RefSeq and is a predicted model, not a curated record. The transcript is spliced from 19 exons.
UUGAACUUUGCAGCACACAUGCAAAUGAUGCCAGUGCCCUGAAGGUUCUCUUUUCUUCUCUCAUUCUAAUUGCGAAGCUGUUCUAUAGUUUAAAUUUCCAGGAUCUUCCAGAGUUUUUUGAAGAUAACAUGGAAACAUGGAUGACAAAUUUUCAUAGUCUUCUAACUUUAGAUAAUAAACUCUUGCAGACUGAUGAUGAAGAGGAAGCUGGAUUACUGGAGCUCUUGAAAUCACAAAUUUGUGAUAAUGCUGCUUUAUAUGCUCAAAAAUACGAUGAAGAAUUCCAGCCCUACCUGCCACGUUUUGUAACAGCAAUCUGGAAUCUGUUAGUCACGACAGGCCAGGAGGUGAAGUAUGACUUGCUGGUCAGUAAUGCAAUCCAGUUUCUGGCCUCAGUUUGCGAAAGACCACAUUACAAGCACCUGUUUGAAGACCAGAAUACACUGACAAGCAUCUGUGAGAAAGUUAUUGUUCCCAAUAUGGAAUUUAGAGCGGCUGAUGAAGAAGCAUUUGAAGAUAAUUCUGAAGAAUAUAUAAGAAGGGAUUUGGAAGGAUCUGAUAUUGACACCAGGCGCAGAGCGGCUUGUGAUCUAGUCAGAGGCUUGUGCAAAUUUUUUGAAGGACCUGUGACAGGGAUCUUCUCUGGAUAUGUUAAUUCUAUGCUGCAAGAAUAUGCAAAGAAUCCAUCUGUUAACUGGAAGCACAAAGAUGCAGCUAUUUACCUUGUUACCUCUUUGGCAUCCAAAGCUCAGACACAGAAGCAUGGAAUAACCCAAGCCAAUGAACUGGUUAAUCUGACAGAAUUCUUUGUGAAUCACAUUCAGCCUGAUUUAAAGUCUGCUACUGUGAAUGAAUUCCCUGUGCUAAAAGCGGAUGGUAUCAAAUAUAUCAUGAUUUUCAGAAACCAAGUACCGAAGGAACAACUGCUGGUGUCUAUUCCUCUCCUAAUCAAUCAUCUCCAAGCAGAAAGUAUUGUGGUCCAUACUUACGCAGCCCACGCCCUUGAGAGACUGUUCACCAUGAGGGGGACAAAUAAUACUACCCUCAUUACAGCUGCAGAAAUGGCACCGUUUGUAGAAGUGCUGUUAACAAACCUUUUCAAAGCACUGACGCUUCCUGGCUCCUCUGAAAACGAGUACAUUAUGAAAGCCAUCAUGAGGAGUUUUUCUCUGCUACAGGAGUCCAUAAUUCCAUACAUCCCUUCUGUCAUCACUCAGCUCACACAGAAACUGCUGGCUGUCAGCAAGAACCCCAGCAAGCCCCACUUCAACCAUUACAUGUUUGAGUCCAUCUGCCUGUCGAUCAGGAUAACGUGCAAGGCGAACCCGGAGGCCGUGGGGAGCUUUGAGGAGGCCUUGUUCCUGGUGUUCACCGAGAUCCUGCAGAAUGAUGUGCAAGAGUUCAUUCCAUACGUGUUCCAAGUGAUGUCCUUACUCCUAGAAAUGCAUAAAAACGAGAUCCCAUCAUCCUACAUGGCGCUGUUUCCUCACCUGCUGCAGCCAGUGCUCUGGGAAAGGACGGGGAACAUCCCUCCGCUGGUGCGGCUGCUGCAGGCGUACCUGGAGCGGGGGGCCAGCACCAUCGCCAGCGCCGCCGCCGACAAAAUCCCUGGGUUGUUAGGCGUGUUCCAGAAGCUGAUUGCCUCUAAAGCUAAUGAUCAUCAAGGCUUCUACCUUCUAAACAGCAUCAUCGAGCAUAUGCCUCCUGAAUCAGUUGACCAGUACAGGAAACAGAUCUUCAUUUUGCUAUUCCAAAGACUUCAAAAUUCCAAAACAACAAAGUUUAUCAAAAGCUUUCUCGUCUUCAUUAACUUGUAUUGCAUAAGAUAUGGGGCAUUAGCUCUGCAGGAGAUAUUUGACAGCAUACAGCCAAAGAUGUUUGGAAUGGUUUUGGAGAAAAUUAUAAUUCCUGAAAUCCAGAAAGUGUCUGGGCAAGUUGAAAAGAAAAUCUGUGCUGUUGGCAUUACAAAAAUAUUAACAGAAUGUCCUCCCAUGAUGGACACGGAGUACACCAAGCUGUGGAUUCCUUUGCUGCAGGCCCUCAUUGGCCUCUUCGAGCUGCCGGAGGAUGACACCAUCCCUGACGAGGAGCACUUCAUUGACAUCGAGGAUACUCCAGGCUAUCAGACUGCCUUCUCCCAGCUAGCCUUUGCUGGGAAAAAAGAGCACGAUCCUGUAGGUCAAAUGGUGAACAAUCCUAGAAUCCAUCUGGCACAGUCUCUUCACAAACUGUCCACAGCGUGCCCAGGCAGGGUUCUGUCCAUGCUGAGCACCAGCCUGAACGCAGAAGCGUUGCAGUAUCUCCAAGGAUACCUCCAAGCUGCAAGUGUGAGUCUGCUCUGAGAUAUCCCACGAGCAAGAUCAAAAGCUGGUUUGUUACACAGAAGGUUGACACUGACUUUUUUUUCUAGCAGAACUCAGACAAAACGAAAAAUGCUGCUUGAAAUCGUAUUGCAGAUUCCAUCUUGUAAAAGAUAAAUGUGGCUUUAAGGCAAAACUGAAAGAAUUUCUGGUUUGUGUACUCCUAGCUAAAGGUGGCCAACUUCCAUUCCCAGUCUGAUUUUCAAAGGGAGUAGUCAUAGCGGUUUGGUAUGGGAUUUUAUUUGAAAUCUGCAUCUGCAGUGUUUGGAUAAUACUUGGAAUUGUAUGGAGAGCACUGGCUGUAGAAACUCACUUCAGUCACUAAAAUUCCUUUUCAUUUUAAUGUUGUCCUUUGUAUUUCUUUUGUCUUUCCUUAAACUUUAUCUAAAUUGUGAAUAAAUAAGAAGUACUUGUUUAAAUUGCC